This is a messenger RNA of Cladophialophora carrionii CBS 160.54, 669 nucleotides long. RefSeq lists its product as uncharacterized. The coding region runs from base 1 to 669 and encodes 222 amino acids. The transcript has a single exon. The record is from RefSeq and is a predicted model, not a curated record. Lineage: Eukaryota; Fungi; Ascomycota; Eurotiomycetes; Chaetothyriales; Herpotrichiellaceae.
AUGCCUCCUACAUCCUGCCACCGAGCACGAACGCUUCUCCAAACGCGUCUCACUAUUAUACCUCAUGAUGGCGAGGAACCUACCAUUUGGCUCUUCCUCAUUGUUAUGGGUGGGAUCACCGGACUCGCUGUUGUCUCCGUCUUGAUCGGAUGCCUCGCAGUCAAGUGUUGCAAACGGCGGCGUAAUCGGAAGCUCAUCCAAAAGAAGACCGCCGCCGAAAUCGAAUGGAUAGCGCAAGCACAGAAUGAAUCCAUAUCCACGCUGGCGAACGAGGAGGACGACAUUAUUGAACGGCGCACAGCAAAUCUGAUGGCUGUUGCAGCUUUCGCUGGCCGCGAGCAGAAGCUGUACGCACAUCACAAGAAGAUGAAAAUGAGCAAAAGCAGGAAAAGCUCAUCCAUCAUGAUGCCCGUCAGCAUGGCCGAAUUGAAGAGAUGGGCUGUCCGCUCUGUGACAGGUUGCGACGGGAACCCCCUGGAGCAACAACCAGCAUCGAAAGCCGUGUCCCCAAUGGUGGUCGCGUCUGCUUCAUUUCUACCAGUCCCACCGCAUUCCAAUGAUAACCGUGAUACCAGUACAGAUUAUCAGGACCCUGCAAAGCUGGUUGAAGAGCUUCGGUCAGACCAAAAACGGGCAUCGAGGGGCAAGCAACGGAGAGUUCUGAGCUGA